Messenger RNA from Acanthocheilonema viteae, 273 nucleotides. NCBI's taxonomy places the organism in Eukaryota, Metazoa, Nematoda, Chromadorea, Rhabditida, Onchocercidae. The record is from the annotation of a GenBank genome assembly.
AUGGAACGUGAAAGACGACGAUUACGAGCACUGAAAAAAGAGCACCGGAAAAAGGAAUUAGAAGAAGCAAAGGAGGACGAGAAGAGGAAAUGGCUUUCUUUUAAUGCAAAAGCAGCAAGUCGAAGCAUGAAAGGAUUUAAACGACCUACAGCAUCUGGAUCAGCACCAGAUGGACCGGCAUGGGGUAUUACUUCACAGGCGAGGAUAUCAUCACGGCAAGAUCUCGGUGCUUUUAAAUCAACGCAGCGUGGAAAUAUGGAUUCAUUGUUUUAA